AAAAGCAAACGAAGAAGAAGUUACCAAGGUAACGUCAACAUCAUCCCGAGUUGCUAACUUUCUAGCUAGAUAGCGUUUCAACUUAACGUUAGUUGACAUUUCCCUAUAAGUAAUUUAACUGCCUAACUGACAGGCCGCUUCGGCUGGACAUUACACAGACAUUACAUUUGACUGUCGACAAAACGACGAAGAAGGAAUUAAGUUAAAGGCAUUAUGGCGAGUCAGCGGCCUCCGUCCAGCAUUGGCCGUCCUAUGAGCCGCAGUGGAUCUGUGGUCCCUGGUGCUGGGAGACCCCCAACAGCUGUGCGACCUCCUCCUACAGCUAUCCGUGUUGCAACUGGGAUGGUCCCAGGUACAAGUGGUCAUCCUGGCAUGAGGGGCGGUGUCCCCGUCGCCACCCCUGGAGUCCUUUCAGCACAGAUCAAAGUGACUGACAGGCCUGUGACCCAACAGGGGCUCAGUGGUAUGAAGACAGGCAUGAAAGGACCUCAGAGACAGAUUCUGGAUAAGUCCUACUACUUGGGCCUUCUUAGGAGUAAGAUUAACGAGUUAACCACUGAGACCAGCAAACUGCAUAAAGAGAUUGACAACUACAACCAGGAGAAUUCUGUUUAUCUCUCCUACGAGAAAAGAGCUGAAGUCCUGGCUGCAGAGAUAAAGGAUCUACAAGGCCAGCUUGCUGACUAUAAUAUGCUGGUGGACAAACUCAACACCAACACAGAGAUGGAGGAAAUGAUCAACGACUACAACAUCUUGAAAGCCCAGAAUGACAGUGAGGCUGAAAGCAUUGACAGCAUCUUCACUGAGAGGAGAGAAAGAGAGGAGGCUAUCAGGGCGAUGGAAGAAGAGAUCAGGAGGGAGAGGCGGGUCGCUGACGAGGUCGUCCAGGCGAUGCCGGCUGCAAAGCAAGAGAAGUAUUUCACCAUGACGACAGCCAAUGAGGAACUGCUGCAGGAGCUAACUGGUCUCCAGGAGGAGCUCGACAUUCUGAUAACCAGGAAGGAGGACUAUGACGCUGAGAUGUCCCACUCACACAUAAAGCAGGAAGUGGUACGGCUUCAUGAGACCCUGUCAGCACUGGAGACGAAGCGGGACACCAUGGAGGCGGAGCACAAGAGCCUGGGCUCCCCACAGGAGGAGAGAGAGCAGCUAUUUAAACAGGUGAAGGCGGACAACCAGGAAAUUGCCAGCAUGGAGAGACAGCUGACAGAGAUCAGAGAGCGGACAGGACAAAUCACAGAGGACAUCCGACAGCUGGAGCAGGACUCAGAGGAAGCACACGGGGAGUGUCAUCAGAAAUACAAAGAGCUGAAGAAGAAAGAAGAAGACAUUGACCGGUACGUGGAGUCAUAUGAGGAGCUCAGGGCUCAGGAGGAGGACAAGAUGACACAGAGCGAGGAGAACGUCAUCUCCCUCCUGGAACACUGCAGCAGAAACAUGUUGCGGCUCCACCGGGUGGAUACAGUGACAGCCAGUGAGCUGAGGAACAUGCAGGAGGUGCUGGUCAGCAAGGAGACGGAGGUGGUGCAAUCAGAGAGUACUGCCAGAGGACUCACAACUGAGUCCCAGCGUCUGCAGCAGGACCUGGAGAAGGUGCAGCAGCUGGAGGGAAAGAUCUCAGGUGAGCUCAGCACCCUGCAGGAGCGAGUCGACACCAUGGAGUCGGAGCUGGUCACCUACCGAGACCUGGACACCCUGCGGUUCACAGCAGAGGAGAAGAAAAAGAGACUCCAGGAGGACAGCGUGUCACUGACUCAGCGCCACGAAUCAUUCAGGCAGCUGCUGGAGGAAAUGAACCAGAAAUAUGAAGCUCUGAAGACCAAACUGCAGGAAAACGAGACUCAUUCUCAGCUGGCUAACCUUGAGAGGAAAUGGCAACACUCGGAGCAGAACAACUUUGUAAUGAAAGAGUUCAUCGCCUCGAAAUCUCAGGAGAGCGACUACGCUUCAGUCGCAAAGAACGUCUUCCAACAAGUGUCCGAGUACAACAAGAGUCUGAUCGAGUCGCUGCAGAACAACAAGAGUUAAACACACAUAAAAAAACAUGGCAGUCACAGCAGAUGACUGUUUUUUAUGUGUGUUUAU
Molecule: messenger RNA, 2085 nt
Organism: Centropristis striata (black sea bass)
Lineage: Eukaryota; Metazoa; Chordata; Actinopteri; Perciformes; Serranidae
Gene: ift74
Product: intraflagellar transport 74
Exons: 20
Coding region: 214-2028 (604 amino acids)
Biological process (GO): cilium assembly; intraciliary transport involved in cilium assembly
Cellular component (GO): intraciliary transport particle B; cilium; centrosome
Molecular function (GO): beta-tubulin binding
Source: RefSeq, a predicted model, not a curated record